Sesamum indicum (sesame) is the source of this 2263-nucleotide messenger RNA. RefSeq names its product cationic amino acid transporter 1-like. Gene Ontology annotation, molecular function: L-lysine transmembrane transporter activity; L-glutamate transmembrane transporter activity. NCBI's taxonomy places the organism in Eukaryota, Viridiplantae, Streptophyta, Magnoliopsida, Lamiales, Pedaliaceae. The record is from RefSeq and is a predicted model, not a curated record. Gene Ontology annotation, cellular component: plasma membrane. Gene Ontology annotation, biological process: amino acid transport; transmembrane transport.
UGGAUCGGUGAGAUUGAUGUCGUGGGAUUUCAAUUGUUUUAAUAACAAUUCAUCAGUUACUGAUCCUACGUAUGCAUACAUAUACUUCGUUGUCUUUGUUAUGACUUUGUUGAUAGAACAUAGCAUCUUCUGCCGGUCGCUGGACUUUUCUCAAUCCCAGUCUUUUUCAUAUAAACACACCCACGCAUCUAUCAUAUAUACAAGCUUUACUCGUCUGCCAUUUUCUCCUUUCUUUUUUUCCUAUAGAUUUUUCAGGUUACAUUAUCUUGAAUUUGAAGGUUUAAGGGAUACACAGGAAAACAUGGGGACAGGCAACGAAGCCAACGGAGGAGGAUCGUCGGGGCUAACCAGGAGGAGGGUGUGCACGUUCAGGAAAGACGAUUUUCUCCCCGAGGAGUCGUUCAAGAGCUGGAGCAACUACGCCAGUGCAUUGAAACAGACUCCCUAUCGGCUGGUGGACCGGAUUUUCACCCGGUCGAGCGUUGAAGCGGAGCUGGAGGUGAAGGCGCGCAGUGGGAAUGAGAUGAAGAAGACGCUUUCGUGGUGGGACCUAAUGUGGUUCGGCAUGGGUGCCGUCAUCGGUGCCGGAAUUUUCGUUCUCACCGGCCUCGAGGCUCGUGAGCACGCUGGCCCGGCCGUCGUGCUGUCCUACGCCGUUUCUGGACUCUCCGCCUUGCUUUCUGUCUUUUGCUACACCGAGUUCGCCGUGGAAAUCCCUGUAGCAGGUGGUUCAUUUGCCUACUUGCGGGUGGAGCUUGGUGAUUUCGUGGCCUUUAUUGCUGCUGGAAACAUCCUGCUUGAGUAUGUUAUUGGUGGUGCUGCGGUAGCUCGUUCAUGGACAUCUUACUUUGCCACACUCUGUAACCACGACCCAGAUGAUUUCCGUAUCCUGGUCCAUGGUCUGACCGACGGCUACAACCAACUUGACCCUAUAGCUGUUGGUAUCAUGAUUGUCAUCUGUAUAAUUGCAGUUGUCAGCACAAAAGGCUCCUCGCGUCUCAACUACAUUGCCUCCGUCGUUCACAUGGUCGUCAUUCUCUUUAUCAUCAUAGCCGGUCUCAUCAAAGCAGACCCCAAAAACUACACUCCCUUUGCACCUUUUGGUCCCCGUGGCAUCUUCAAAGCUUCUGCAGUUUUGUUUUUUGCUUACGUUGGUUUUGAUGCAGUUUCUACCAUGGCCGAGGAAACUAAGAACCCUGCUAGAGAUGUUCCUAUAGGUCUUGUCGGUUCGAUGGUGAUCACCACUACCAUAUACUGCCUGCUAGCGAUAACUUUGUGCCUUAUGCAGCCAUACACAAGCAUUGAUGUCAAUGCUCCUUUUUCAAGGGCAUUUGAGAUGGUAGGGUGGAGUUGGGCUCAAUAUGUAGUUGCUGCUGGGGCAUUGAAGGGAAUGACAUCAGUUCUGCUCGUUAGUGCCGUGGGACAGGCCCGCUACCUUACCCACAUUGCCCGUACCCAUAUGAUGCCCCCAUGGUUUGCCAAAGUUGAUCACAAGACCGGAACACCCAUUAAUGCCACCAUAGUCAUGCUUGCAGCUACUGCAGUCAUCGCCUUCUUCACAAAACUGGACAUCCUAUCGGAACUACUGUCAAUCUCAACACUCUUUAUUUUCAUGCUUGUAGCCCUUGCCCUUCUUGUUCGUAGGUACUAUGUUAGUGGGGAGACAACACCUGAAAACCGCAACAAGUUAAUUGCCUUCCUUGCCCUAAUUGUUGGAUCCUCAAUCGCCACAUCUGCUUACUGGGGAAUUAGCAAGACAGGUUGGAUUGCCUACUGCAUAACCGUACCCAUCUGGAUUUUGUCUACUGCAGGACUCUGGUUUUUCGUUCCCCCAGCCCGUACUCCUAAGCUUUGGGGAGUUCCCUUGGUGCCUUGGUUGCCAUCAGCUUCCAUUGCCAUAAACAUCUUCCUCCUGGGGUCAAUAGACAAGCACUCAUUUGAAAGAUUUGCCGCAUGGACUGCAUUCCUCUUGGUUUACUAUUUCUUCUUUGGGCUGCAUGCAUCAUACGAUACUGCCAAAGCAUUUGGUGUGAAGGCUGGACAGGAGGGAAUGUAUAGAAAAGUUGAAGAAGGUCAGGUAUCAUCAGCGGCUAUUUCUGGAUUUGAUGGUGUUGAUACCAGAAAUGCCCCUUCUGCGCCAGCCCCCUAGAUUAAUUUCCAACUUGUCUUGCUAGUGUGCAUAUUUUAUCUUGUUUGUGCAAUUUGUCAUUGCCAGCGUAUAUGUAUUUCAAUUUCAUAAUGAUGUCACUUGGUCAAUUGAGUA